AUGUCGAUGCUUCCCGCUGACGUGCAUGCGGAGCUAACGCAACUGCUCCAAGCAUUGCAAUCCUCAGACAACUCGAUACGCUCCCAGGCAGAGGAACAUCUCCAAAACCACUGGACUAUCAAUCGGCCAGAACUCUUACUCAUGGGCCUUGCUGAACAAAUUCAAAACACGCCCGAUGUUUCCACCCGUUCUUUCGCUGCGGUUAUAUUCCGACGAAUCGCUUCGAAAUCUCGGAAAAAUGAGAAAGGAGACACCGUCGAUAUAUUUGUUUCUCUACCCCAGGAACAGGCGGCCGUCAUUCGCCAGAAGCUUUUGGAGAUCCUCACGUCAGAGACAGAACGUGCCGUGAGAAAUAAGAUUAGCGAUGCUGUUGCUGAGGUUGCGAGGCAAUAUACUGAAGGAGACCUGCCGUGGCCCGAGCUACUCGGUGCAUUAUUCCAGCUGAAUCUCGCCGCGGAGCCCGAUAAACGCGAGACUGCGUUCCGAGUAUUUGCUACCACCCCCGACAUCAUCGAAAAGCAACAUGAGGACGCGGUCCUCCAAUCCUUUAACAAGGGAUUCAAGGACGAUUCUGUUACAGUGCGAUUAGCAGCUAUGGAGGCAUUUGCAUCAUUCUUCAGAGGCCUUUCCAGGAAAGCCCAGCCCAAGUACUAUCCUCUGCUCCCGGAAGUCCUCAAUAUUUUGCCUCCAAUCAAGGAAUCUCAUGAUUCUGAUGAUUUGAGUAAAGCUCUGGUUGCUUUAAUCGAUCUCGCGGAGACAUCACCAAAGAUGUUCAAACCUCUUUUUCACAAUCUCGUCGUUUUUAGUGUCAGCGUUAUCUCUGAUAAAGAGCUCGACAAUCUUUGCCGUCAGAAUGCCCUUGAAUUGAUGGCGACCUUCGCAGACUAUGCACCUUCUAUGUGCCGAAAAGACCCAUCAUAUACAGAAGAUAUGAUCACUCAAUGUCUAAGCCUGAUGACGGAUCUUGGUGAGGAUGAUGAUGAUGCUGCUGAAUGGCUCGCCUCAGACGAUUUGGACCAGGAAGAGAGCGAUCAAAAUCAUGUAGCUGGAGAACAGUGCAUGGAUAGACUUGCGAACAAACUUGGCGGACAAACGAUUCUGCCACCUACAUUCAACUGGCUCCCCGAAUGA
Messenger RNA from Parascedosporium putredinis, 1131 nucleotides. NCBI's taxonomy places the organism in Eukaryota, Fungi, Ascomycota, Sordariomycetes, Microascales, Microascaceae. The record is from the annotation of a GenBank genome assembly.